Molecule: messenger RNA, 3846 nt
Organism: Seminavis robusta
Lineage: Eukaryota; Bacillariophyta; Bacillariophyceae; Naviculales; Naviculaceae
Source: the annotation of a GenBank genome assembly
AUGGAUCUUUCAAGACCCAAGAUUGCUGCAUCAUCAUCGUCUUCGCAAACUGCAACCACCACUUUUGCAUCCCCCAAACUAAGUUAGGUCUCUAGUUUUUCUAUCUCAUCACAUCAUUGUCUAUCGCAAUGGAAUCCAAGUUUGCCUCCUGGCUGGAACGCUGUCAGAAUGUACAAAAGCCCGACGACGCUAUAGUAAAGGGUUUGCAGUCGGAAGCUCGUGACUCUUUUGCUGCUGGAUCGAAAAAUGAGAAAUCAUUGGCCAAGCUGUUUCAGACCAUGGGUCCAGGAUUGACGGCAGAGAGUUUACCGAGCCGAAUCUAUGCUUUGAGUAUUAUCUGCGGUGCCGUGGAAGGAUGUCAGCAAAAAUCGGAAUUGACCAUGGCGACUGCCAAUCUUUUGCGAGAUUUUUUCUUGGAACAGUGUGGGCCCAUUCAAGAAGAAGACGACACUACUAGUAGUAGUUGGGGCGAAGAUUACGGUGAACAAAUUCGAGAUACUGCCGUCAAAUGCCUCUCGGCUCUACUGAGUUGUCAGUUGGAGAAUUCACAAGGUGACCUCAAAAAGUUGACGGGAUACUGCGUGUUUUAUGGCGCAGCUGCCAAAGAUGGCGUGACGAGACGCUGUGCGCUUGCCGAAGAUUCUCAAAUUAUGCCAUAUCGCAACACCAGCGAUGUCACCAAUGGGUUAUCGACACUUCCUCGGUCAAGAAGAUCCUUGUGCUUUAAUCUGCUACAAUCUGCCGUUGUCAGUGUGGAACAUCUUGUCAAAAGCAACGCACAGACAGAGCUGCUGGCCAAAUUGGCCAAAAAAGUGGAAUCUGAAAUGAAUGGCUUUGUAACAUUCGCCUGCACAUGUAUGCAAGGAGAGUCAGAUCCGCGUUGCCUGAUGCAAAUGCUCAUUCUACUACACAAAAUUCAACAGGCAAUGCAGCCACUUUUUAACGCUGGCAAACUAGCCUCCUUUCCCAUUGUGGCCGUGUUUGAUUCCGUGGCACCCUACUACCCGAUCAACUUUACACCACCUCCCAACGACAACCAUGGCAUCACGCGAAAGGGACUGAACGACGCCUUGAUGGCUGUCCUUUGUGAUUCCACUUUUGAUCAGCUGCUGUUGAAAAAGAAAAAGAACCAAGAUACUAUGACAAGUCUUUGUCUGGGACUCGUCUUGGAACGCUUGAUGCCCGUGGAUGGAGAUGAUAGCAAUGUGGCAUCGUCCUCGUCGGAAAAGAAAGAGGCUUUGGACGAUAUCGCCGCAAUCCUCAUGCCUGGGAACGAGAAAUCAUCAUCCUCCAAUCAUAAUUUCGACUGUCUCCAUGAUGCAUCAGUACAGCAGUUGUCCAAUGCCUUGAUUAUUUCCCAUCACGAAGCAGCUGUGGGCGUGCUCAUGGGCAUUAAUGUCCAAGACGACAAACUAUUGGCGGAUUCGUGCCGAUCCCUCGUCUCUCGAAUCGCAGCUUGCUUGGAAACUGUCAAGGACAAGAAAAUGUGGACCGUCUUUGUCAAAGACUCCGUUACCAGAAUGGCCGCCGAACUUGACAAGCAAAAUGAGGGGCGCAUUGCCAUUGCCUACUUGGCUGCCUUGGUGACAAGUGGAGCGCCCCAAACGAUUCGAGUAGUGAUGGAUUCUUCCGUCGGCAAAUUGAUCACUGUCGUCAAGGGAUAUUCGUCAGGUGACGAGGAGGCUGCCACGUUGGCGGCGUUUGGCAUUGGAGCUUUCUUCUCGGCAUCCAAGGUAGCCAUGGACAAGGCACUUGCAAACGGAUUUGUGAUCAAUCCCCAUCCUGUUGAUGCGUUUGGCUCCAAGGCUUUCCAGGCCUUGUAUUCCAUUUAUGUAGACUCGAACGCAUCCACGGCACUUCGAACAGCUUCUGUUUUUGCGCUGGACUCUGUCUUGCGCGUGAGCUCCUUUAAUGGCUUUGAAAUCACAGAGCAGGUGCAGAUAGGAGAGUUCGUGUCACAGCUGGCCAGCGGUGUCCUGCAAGCCACGGAUACCGAAGAGGAACUUGAGAAAGAUGCUCUCGAUUUGGUCCAAGCUAGUGCAAACACGUUGGGUGGCAUGGUGGGGAAGGCGUUGGCGGAUGACAAUUCACAAGGAGAAGGCACGGCAAAGGACAACAUUCUGCAAUCUGAUCGCAUUAAAGAUGUGCUCAAGAGCAAAGUGCUAGUCGACCUCCUCUUUCGAGCGAGGCAAGGUACGCAUACGAAGAGUAAGCAGCGAAGGUUUGACCGCAUUGCACUUGCUCGAGCAUGUUCGUCGUCCUUGGCGGCCGCCACUGCCGCUAUUGAAGCUUUGCUCCACGCUCUGCGCGAUUCUCUGUCGGCGGAUCGAUUCGAUAGUCGGGUCGUAGUUGCCCGUGCAGGGGCUCUGUCCUACGUGCUCAAGCAUGGAGGAGACGUAGCUGCUCGCGCCCUUCAUGAGCUAUCAGCACCGAGCGUCACCGUGCACGAUGUCCUCCAAUUGCUGUGGGAUUUGGAUCCUCGAAAAGCGGCAAGGCUAGAUGGUGAAGAGGACCAAAACAUGACGAGCCUUGAUCUUCCUCCAACGAGCGAAGAGGUGCAGAGGGCCCAACAAAUGAAUCGAAAGAUUGUCUCCUCCUUGCUUCCUGCCUACACCACAUGGGUGCCAAAGGCAGAGGCUAUGAAGCUAUUAUCGCAAGUUUCAAACAUCUUGCCUCCCUUGUCCGACGGGGAUUCUAUCAAGUUGUCCAUCUUGUUGCCACUCCUCGCGGCGGCUCUUGAGAAUGGCAAUCUCCCUCAACUGUCUUCCAAUUCUGCAGCCUUUGGAUUGGCUAUUUCUACGUGCAGUGAGUUGGCGCAGUACACACUCGACAGUGGUUACGAGCCCGCGUCACGGACUGCAGCAGCUUCGUGUCUGUAUUCCUACAUCGUCAACUUUUCAGACCGAACCCAAGCAAACUGCACAGCGAAACAAUUGCUAGUGGAAGUUGUUACCCCAGCGCUGAUUGAUGCAUCCAACGAAUUGCGGGAGCCAAACCCGGUGGUAGAAGGGAAAGUCGUUGACUGUUUGAAUCUGUGCUCUAUUGUAGGAUCAGCAGCUGCGGCGAUGGGGGGCAAAUCUGUCAACACUGCUGACGAGCUUUCAAAGUUUUUCGUCCUGCUGGCAUGCAAUAAGAAGGCGGAAGCUCCGUUUUCGGAGACAUCGGAAAUCGAUUUCAGCAAGUUAGGAGAUGAAUCGCUGUCGAUCAUGAUGACUUCUGCAGAGUGCUUUGGGUCCUUUCUGUGCCACGGAAAGAGCCCGAUAUGGACUCAGCGGCAGUCACACAAGGCAAUGAAGCUGCUGGAGCCAACAAUGAAGCUUGCUGCCGAACGACAAACCACUACGUCUUGUGACGUCGGCUUCAUUGCAAUCCUUUGCCAUAUCGUUUGCUCCGGCAACAUCAAGUGUAUGAGUUUGUCAGAUCGGGGACAUUUUGUAAAGCUCAUUGUGCAAAGUCUUGUUUCGGGCCUCUUCGACAGCGACAACCUCAAAACGGUGAAAAAGCUUGUAGUUGCUUCUGUGAUGAAGUUGCUGCAUCUUUACCCAGGCUUGCUGUCUAACUACAUAGAAUCAGCCAUGGUAGGCCUGCUCCGUGCCUUUGCGGGGGCUCCUGGGUCAGACCCGGUGUCAGAUAUUGCGUGCAAGUUGCUCAUCUUGCAAGUCAUGGAAAGCCUCUGUCACAUAGAAAUAAGAAAGAAGGCGCUCCUGGCCAUCAAACCAGCCAUCAACUCAAUUUUGAGUGUGGCCAUGAAUCACCCAUCCCGAGCGAUCCGAGAGGCAUCCGUUCGUGUACAAAACACAUGGUAUACCCUAGAAUAAUUGUUCAUAAUCCAGAUUCAUGGCCUCC